CGCGCCUUGGCUCAGGGACUGUUUUCCUGUUGUUUCUCCUCUGCAGACGCGGAUUGUCUUUCCUUGAUGUUAACUGUCUUAGGACUGGCUGGGUGUUUGGUGGCCGUUUUCAGACUUAAUAAACAGCCUUUUUAUUUCACUGUGGCCUCCGACUGGGGUGCAGCCCUGCAGUCUGGCUUUUCAGAUGCCUGCUGCCCUGGGAGCACUUUGCAUUCUACCUGGCUCCUGUGCGGUAGGGAUGCAGAGCUGGCUUCUGGUCCCCCAAGAAGGGGGAGUGGGUUUUCUCCCCCUCCCCAGCCUGCUCCUUUUGAACAUUUUUGUUGUUUGCGCAGACACCUGUCUGUCUGCAGUUUGUGCCACAGGGCUGCCUCUUGCUAACCUCCCACCCACCUCAUUCGAGGGCCACGGGGCCUCAUUUUAGAGCCUCACGUUGAAGGCUCAGGAGCUAAAAGGGAAGGGUUUUCCUUAGGAACCUGUGACUUCACAAACUCCCCCUGUCAUCGCAGAUUUUUUUUUUAAGCUUCUAAACGUUGGGUUGUUGGUGUCCUUUGGUUGAGCUUUGCCUAGUUUUGAUAUUUAGGAAGGUGGCUUUGAAACUAGAAGGCAGCUUAAGCAAGAGCUACAGCUAUUGAACAAACUGCUACCAUUUUAGCUUCAACACAGGAAUGAGGCAGUGUUGCCAGACGCCAUUUUAAGAAUCCUGCAUAAAUAGCUUAGCUACCGAUGACUCUGCCUGUUUUAGCUUGGCUGAAGAGGAAAUAAAAACAGAACAGGAGGUGGUAGAGGGCAUGGAUAUCUCUACUCGCUCCAAAGAUCCUGGCUCCACAGAGAGAACAGCCCAGAAAAGAAGGUUCCCCAGCCCUCCGCAUUCUUCCAAUGGCCACUCGCCCCAGGACACAUCAGCAAGCCCCAUUAAAAAGAAAAAGAAACCCGGCUUGCUGAACAAUAACAAUAAGGAGCAGUCAGAACUAAGACAUGGUCCGUUUUACUAUAUGAAGCAGCCACUCACCACAGACCCUGUUGAUGUUGUACCGCAGGAUGGACGAAAUGAUUUCUACUGCUGGGUUUGUCACCGGGAAGGCCAAGUCCUUUGCUGUGAGCUCUGUCCCCGGGUUUAUCACGCUAAGUGUCUGAGACUGACAUCGGAACCAGAGGGGGACUGGUUUUGUCCUGAAUGUGAGAAGAUUACAGUAGCAGAAUGCAUCGAGACUCAGAGUAAAGCCAUGACAAUGCUCACCAUUGAACAAUUAUCCUACCUGCUCAAGUUUGCCAUUCAGAAAAUGAAACAGCCAGGGACAGACGCAUUCCAGAAGCCUGUUCCUUUGGAACAGCAUCCUGACUAUGCGGAGUACAUCUUCCAUCCCAUGGACCUUUGUACAUUGGAAAAGAACGCUAAAAAGAAAAUGUACGGCUGCACGGAAGCCUUCCUGGCUGAUGCGAAAUGGAUUUUGCACAACUGCAUCAUUUAUAAUGGGGGAAAUCACAAAUUGACGCAAAUAGCGAAAGUAGUCAUCAAAAUCUGUGAGCAUGAGAUGAAUGAAAUCGAAGUAUGUCCAGAGUGUUAUCUAGCUGCUUGCCAAAAACGAGAUAACUGGUUUUGUGAGCCUUGUAGCAAUCCACAUCCUUUGGUUUGGGCAAAACUGAAGGGGUUUCCGUUCUGGCCUGCUAAAGCUCUGAGGGAUAAGGAUGGGCAGGUUGAUGCCCGUUUCUUUGGACAACACGACAGGGCCUGGGUUCCAAUAAAUAAUUGCUACCUCAUGUCUAAAGAAAUUCCUUUUUCUGUGAAAAAGACUAAAAGCAUCUUCAACAGUGCAAUGCAAGAGAUGGAGGUUUACGUGGAUAACAUCCGCCGGAAGUUUGGGGUCUUUAAUUACUCUCCGUUCAGGACACCCUACACGCCCAACAGCCAGUACCAAAUGCUGCUCGAUCCCGCCAACCCCAGCGCCGGCGCCGCCAAGAUCGACAAGCAGGAGAAGGUCAAGCUCAACUUCGACAUGACGGCGUCACCCAAGAUCCUGAUGAGCAAGCCCAUGCUGAGCGGGGGCACGAGCCGCAGGGUCUCCCUGUCGGACAUGCCUCGCUCCCCGAUGAGCACCAACUCCUCGGUGCACACCGGCUCCGACGUGGAGCAGGACGCUGAGAAGAAGGCCACGUCCAGCCAUUUCAGCGCCAGCGAGGAGUCCAUGGACUUCCUGGACAAGAGUACAGCUUCACCAGCCUCCACCAAGACGGGACAAGCAGGGAGUUUAUCCGGCAGCCCGAAACCUUUCUCUCCUCAAGCGUCCACACCAAUCACGACGAAAACAGACAAGACAGCCACCACAGGAAGCAUCCUGAAUCUUAACCUGGAUCGAAGCAAGGCUGAGAUGGACUUGAAGGAGCUGAGUGAAUCCGUCCAGCAGCAGUCUGCCCCUGUUCCUCUCAUCUCUCCCAAGCGGCAGAUUCGAAGCAGAUUCCAGCUAAAUCUCGACAAGACGAUAGAGAGUUGCAAAGCACAGUUAGGCAUAAAUGAAAUCUCAGAAGAUGUCUAUACGGCUGUAGAGCACAGCGAUUCGGAGGAUUCUGAGAAGUCAGAUAGUAGUGAUAGUGAGUAUAUGAGUGAUGACGAACAGAAGUCCAAGAAUGAGCCGGAAGAUGCCGAAGACAAAGAAGGCGCUCAGAUGGACAAAGAGCCAUCUACUGUCAAAAAAAAGCCCAAAUUGGCAAACCCAGUGGAGACGAAAGAGGAGCUGAAAGUCAGCACGUCGCCCACCAGCGAGAAAGCAGACCCAGGCUCAGUCAAGGAAAAGACAAGCCCCCAGCCCGAGAAGGACUUUGCAGAAAAAGCAAAACCCUCGCCCCACCCCACAAAGGAUAAGCUGAAGGGAAAAGAUGAGACGGAUUCCCCAACAGUGCACUUGGGCCUGGACUCCGAUUCAGAGAGCGAACUUGUCAUAGAUUUAGGAGAAGACCAUUCUGGGCGGGAGGGUCGGAAAAAUAAGAAGGAACCCAAAGAACCAUCUCCCAAGCAGGAUGUUGUAGGUAAAGCUCCACCAUCCACUACGGCGGGCAGCCAGUCUCCCCCUGAAACGCCGGUCCUCACCCGCUCUUCCUCCCAAACUCCCACGGCUGGUGUCACGGCCACCACCAGCACCACGUCCACGGUCACGGCCCCGGCCGCCGCCGCCACUGGAAGCCCGGUGAAAAAGCAGAGGCCGCUCUUACCGAAGGAGACUGCCCCGGCCGUGCAGCGGGUCGUGUGGAACUCAUCAACUGUCCAACAGAAGGAGAUCACGCAGAGUCCAUCCACCUCCACCAUCACCCUGGUGACCAGCACCCAGUCGUCGCCCCUGGUUACCAGCUCAGGGUCCACAAGCACCCUUGCGUCCUCCAUCAGCGCAGACCUGCCCAUUGCCACUGCCUCCGCUGACGUCGCCGCCGACAUUGCCAAGUACACGAGCAAGAUGAUGGACGCGAUAAAAGGCACAAUGACAGAAAUAUAUAACGACCUUUCUAAAAACACUACUGGAAGCACCAUAGCCGAGAUCCGCAGGCUGAGGAUUGAGAUAGAGAAACUUCAGUGGCUGCACCAGCAAGAGCUCUCGGAAAUGAAACACAACUUGGAGCUGACCAUGGCGGAGAUGCGCCAGAGCCUAGAGCAGGAGCGGGACCGGCUGAUCGCCGAGGUGAAGAAGCAGCUGGAGCUGGAGAAGCAGCAGGCAGUGGACGAGACCAAGAAGAAGCAGUGGUGUGCCAACUGCAAGAAGGAGGCCAUCUUCUACUGCUGCUGGAACACCAGCUACUGUGACUACCCCUGCCAGCAGGCCCACUGGCCCGAGCACAUGAAGUCCUGUACCCAGUCAGCUACCGCCCCUCAGCAGGAAGCAGACCCCGAGGUGAACACAGAAACACUAAACAAGGCGUCCCAGGGGACCCCCUCUAGCACGCAGGCAACCCCUGCGGAAACUAGCACCUCGAAGGAGAAGGAGACGUCUGCGGAGAAGGGCAAGGACAGUGGCUCGACCCUCGACCUUUCUGGCUCCAGGGAGACGCCCUCCUCCAUUCUCUUAGGCUCCAACCAAGGCUCUGAUACAGCCCUACACCACCUGCUGUUGGUUGACUCCGUGGAUGUGGAUAUGGAGGGCCGACCAUGGGUCUUAAAGUAUCCGUGGAUUCUGUUAGCAACAGGUGUGACAAGCAGCCUGCCUCUGCCCCAACCACUACAGACCACCAGCCGCACCCCAACUACCCAGCCCAGAAGUACCAUUCCCGGAGCAGUAAGUCCAGUUGCUGGAGCGGCAGCGAUGAGAAACGAGGGUCCACCCGUUCUGAGCACAACACCAGCGCCAGCUCGAAGAGCCUCAUCCCGAAAGAGUCUCGGCUGGACACCUUCUGGGACUAGGGACAAACUGGGACAAAAGCCACCCACCCCAUGGAGGAAAAAAAAACCAGACACCAGGAAAACAGAAGACAGCAAAGAAAUGUGAGACAGGAGAACAGCCGGCUUCAGGCUGGAGGGUGCCAGCCGUUCGGACUUGGCCUGGGCACCUGGACCGAAGGGCCGCCCACACUACGUCACGUCCAGCAUUAGCCUUGACUGAGGAACUGUUCGACCCACGUGAAACCUAUGCUUCAGAUGUAAAUAAUGUAUAAUCUGUGGAUGUCAUCGAGCCUAGAGUACCUUCCCCUUUUUAUAUUUGUAUUGACUUUAACUUAUAAAAAAAAUGAGAAAAACAAUUAAAAAAAUACACCCAACAACAAAAAGAAUGGAUGUUGGAGAAGGGACGUCUGCCAGCCCAUCUGUUACCGUGUAUGGAGAGGGCAUGGGGAUGGCUGUGGCACGCGGGUCCCCAUCCUGGGACGCCCGGGGGUUAGGUUAGCCAGCCGCUUCCAUUCACACGUCUGUACCCAGCACAGUAGGACCCGGAGUUCCCAGCACAGGUGCUGUGUGGUCAUGGCCACAUCCCACCCAGCCCUUGGCCCCUCUCAAAUACUACGUUACUGUGUUAUCAAAGGCAAGCUCUCUGGACCAGAAGGACACAUGGAGGAGCUCGUUUAUUUUGUGUGAUUUCCGUGAUGACUCUACUUGUAGAAAAGGGAAAAAAAAGAAAGAAAAAAAAAAAAGCCAACGUCCUUGUUUACAGAAGAUCAAAUAGAAACAAGGCCGGCUCAGCUCAGUGGCCGAAGCAAAGAACAUACAAAACGUGUUAAGAGUCAGAAGCUCUGAAACACAGAGAAAUCUUUCCUUUGCUUUGUGGUUCCUUUCAACACACUCACACCCACUUGGUAAGAGAUGGCCUUGCUUCUCGGAGGCAAGACCCCAAAGGCAAGACGCACGCAGAGGACAUUUGAGUCUGGGAUGAAGCAUGUAUGUAUUAUUUAUACGAUGGAAUUCCACGUUUUUAUGUAAGCAUGACACAGAGGCAGUGUGAGAGGGAGCAGGCACCGCCCUGCUGUCUGUUACACUACGUAGUACCAUUUUGUAUGUUGUGUAAAACAAGAAGCUUUGAACAAAGCAAAACAGGUGAUGUAUGUAUAUGAGAAAAAUUAAUUGUACGAUAUCAUUCCAGUACCUUUUGUUGUACAUUUUAGUCUCGUUUACUUUCUCUUCACUGUUGAUAAGAGGAUCCUGGAUGUACAGUUUCCAGCUAGUUCCCCAUAUUAGAGAAAAAAUAAAAAAGAGUAUUAGAGGAAAAUGGGAGAGAAAGAACGUUUGUGAAUUGCAGUUGUCAAAACAAAACAAAAAAAAUAGCCUAGCUGGCCUUAUUUGUGAAGCAUAAUUGCUUUUAGCAUAUGGAAGUAUUUUUUCACAUUUUCUUUGUAUAAAAUUUGUAUUAAACUUAAAUAUCUUUUUUGAUGAUGGUGUUUCUUUGUGACUGAGCCAGUGAACUCACACGGUAUGCUCUUUUGGGUUCCCCCCACCCCCAAUUUUUUCAGAUUCUUCACCUUUUUUUAAUUAAACUGUUUUGGAAAAAUG
Vicugna pacos (alpaca) is the source of this 5956-nucleotide messenger RNA. NCBI's taxonomy places the organism in Eukaryota, Metazoa, Chordata, Mammalia, Artiodactyla, Camelidae. The record is from RefSeq and is a predicted model, not a curated record.